AUGGCUGCACCAGCGGGAACGGGCAAUGAGCGGGCCUACUCCCGUCCUACAAGCCGGGACGAGUUCGAGAUUGCGAUAAUCUGCGCACUUACCCGCGAAAUGGACGCCGCCCGCGUGGGGUCAGCAGAUGCUGUUGUUCGCUCUGCCAAACACCGCGAUACUUAUGCCGAAAAGGGCAUCAUCGCCUUAGAGAUGGAAGGUGCAGGAAUAUGGGAUGUGUUACCUUGCCUCGUCAUCAAAGGCGUGUGUGAUUAUGCCGACAGCCACAAGAAUAAAGGAUGGCAGGAUUAUGCUGCGGCCACCGCUGCGUCGGUGGCGAAGGCAUUUCUGGACCGCUACCAAGGAGCUGGAAAGAUUUCCAGGCAUGCAAAUGAACACCGAACAAUUCCAACUCCCGCACCCUUUCUUAAUGCUCCAUUUCAGCCUGACGAUGACUUCGUUGAACGGGAUGAGAUCAUGUCAUGGCUGCAAACCGAGUUAAACAACAAGGGGAGCCGUGCUGCACUUGUUGGUCUCGGGGGCGUAGGGUACAUUCUCUGGGUACACGCCGGCACCCAAGCACUGUUCAUCAAAUCGUUUCGCGGCAUCGCACAAGAACUGAGCUUGGAUGGCUGGGAUAAUGUCAAAGCUGAUGUCCUAAGGCUAGUUCUCAACUGGCUACGUUCUGACAACCGACAAUGGUUGAUGAUUCUCGACAACGCCGAUGACAUCAACGUUUUCGACCCAGUACCAGGCGAACGCAGAGACUCGGGUAGUGAGGCCGCUUCUUUGACAGCAUUAAAGCCACUCGACUUUCUCCGCCGAUGCCAACAUGGGAAUAUUCUGAUCACAUCACGAUGCGAGAAAGUCGUCAGGCGUCUCGGGGUGGGGUUGCAUUUUCGGCAAGUUGAACCAAUGAUCAAAGACCAGGCGAGGCAGCUGUUACGCCAUAAACUAGCUACUGUGGAAGAUGAAUACGGGGAAGAGAACCUGGUUCACGCUCUCGACUGCAUUCCCCUCGCUAUUACUCAGGCAGCGGCCUAUAUCAAUCAUCUUGCACCAACGGGAAGGGCGUCCGUUCGCGUGUACCUGGACCAGUUCCGCGAGAGCGAGAACAACCAGGCCCUUUCUUCUCAACCACCUCCCCGAAGAUGA
This is a messenger RNA of Neurospora hispaniola, 1134 nucleotides long. RefSeq lists its product as uncharacterized. Gene Ontology annotation, biological process: nucleoside metabolic process. The transcript has 3 exons. The coding region runs from base 1 to 1134 and encodes 377 amino acids. NCBI's taxonomy places the organism in Eukaryota, Fungi, Ascomycota, Sordariomycetes, Sordariales, Sordariaceae. Gene Ontology annotation, molecular function: catalytic activity. The record is from RefSeq and is a predicted model, not a curated record.